Molecule: messenger RNA, 1374 nt
Organism: Phytophthora sojae
Lineage: Eukaryota; Oomycota; Peronosporomycetes; Peronosporales; Peronosporaceae
Exons: 3
Coding region: 1-1374 (457 amino acids)
Source: RefSeq, a predicted model, not a curated record
AUGGAGUACUCCGCCGACACUUCCGUGCUGGGGCCACUGCCCUUCGUUCUCGGCUUCUGCACGUUGCCGGAGCUGCGCAGCCUGGCACUCGUGUCGCGCGACGUGGCGUCCAGCUGCGAGCCCGAGUGGCGGCUGCGGACACUCGCGCGCUUCGGCGAGUUGCGCUUCGCCACGGGCCAAUGGCGGCGGCUCUUCAUGUUGCGGUCGCAGUUCCGGCGCAAGGCGGUCGACAAGGUGACGGCGAGGGUGUACCUUAUGAAUAACCGGGGGGAGACCCGCUUCUUUCCAAUUGAGAGGGGCACCCCCCUCAUGUGCUCGCGGGAGAGAGCCGUCGUGUACAACCGCUGCAAGCGGAUGUUCGACCUCUCGUUAAGAAUAAACAGGUCCAUCCAGGAGAUCUCGACGCUGAUAGGAAUGGUGUCCGUGGACGAGGCCCGGGGACUUCUGAACGAGCAUAUCAGUCUCAUGGCUUCAGUUGCAGCGCUCAGGGGCUCGCUCAACUUCGAGAGCGAGCUGUUCCAGAUCUUCCCGGCCCCGGUACUGCUCGACACGAACUCCUUAUUGAGGGUUACGCACAAGUUCCUAGACCAAGAAGACGCAGAGUUCCUGCAGUCGUCGCUGAUGAUGAUGCAGGUCUGGGCGUCCAUUGACGGGCUCAUUUACCGUCCGCUGGCGCCGCCAGCCACGAUCCAGCCGACCCCCGACCGGAUCCAGAGAGAUGGCGACAAUGUGGAGGAGAUCGCGACCUACGCGUCGUUGAAGCUGCACGAGCUGUCAGGGAUGACCAUCAGUAUCGACGACAAUACGCUGAGAUACAGACUGCAGGAGGACGAGCUGUGUGUGAACGCCCUGGUCAGCAACACGUACUUGCUGUACCUGUUCAACCCGCUGCAGUACCGUCCGUUGGACUGGACGUUCGACGCCAUGCUGCAAGUGGGGGAGACGAGGUAUGUGCUGCCAGUGCAGAGAGAAGGAGUGUUCCUGAACACGACGUCGUACGCGCUGCGAGUUUUUCUUUCGUAUGGAAAUGAACCGCUGGAGAUCCCGUACGACGGACAGCGCGAGAUUUUCGCCUUCCACUUGACUGCUACGAACCGAAUUUCCAAGAAGACGCACGUGGUGGCUUCCAAAGCGACGUGCUUGUCACUAUUGCCUUCUCCUAACACGAACGAGCGUGAUACACCCACGACACAUGCUGCUGGAACGGCCCCGCCGCUGGAGCGACAUGUGCAUCUCCCGUUCGACGCCAUGAUCUGCUACUGCUUCGCUCCAAGCUGCCGUUUGCAAUACGUGGAGUUUGCGAUUGGAUUCGAACCGUUGAUGCACAUCCUCGGAGUCGCGCAUUUCCUUCCUGAUGUUGCAGCUGUCUGUUAA